UGCCGCCCGAUCACAUGUGGCGAACGAGAAAGCAUUUGUUCAAUGGUAAAGAAGAUCAUCGCAAACCACCAAGAGUUUUAGAAGGAUCUAAUAUUUUGGCUCAACUGCUGAUGAUUGGGGAUGUGCAAUUUGGUAAAUCUCAUCGAAAGAGAAAACGCACCGUUGAAGAGUUGAACUGGACAAAAUAUAGCAUUUUCUUCAAGCUACCGUAUUGGGUAACCCUGCGGCUUCGACAUAAUCUAGAUGUUAUGCAUAUUGAAAAGAAUAUUUUCGAUAACAUAUUGUGCACUUUAAUGAACAUUCCUGGUAAAACUAAAGAUAAUGUCAAUUCUCGACAAGACUUGGAGCUUUUUGGCUUCAGAAAAGAAUUACAUUUGAAUUAUGACGGUGAACGUGUUACAAUGCCACAAGCAUUGUAUACAUUACACGGUGAUGAAAGGAAAAAAUUUUGUGAAUGGCUGGUUGAUGUGAAAUUUCCAGAUGGAUUUUCUUCGAACAUCUCGCAUUGUGUUUCUGUACGAGAUUGCAGAAUCUCAGGGUUGAAAAGCCAUGAUUGUCAUGUUUUCAUGCAAAGACUACUUCCUAUUGCUGUUGGGGGGUUUUUUAGAAAUGAGAUUGCAUUGAGUUUGACUGGACUGUGCACAUUCUUCAAGGGGUUGUGUGCCCGAACCCUGGAUGUUAAUCAAAUAUCCCAGUUUCAAACUGAUAUUGUCACAAUUCUAUGCAAAUUGGAGAUGAUAUUUCCUCCAUCUUUUUUCGAUAUCAUGGUUCACCUAAUUGUUCACUUACCCCGCGAGGCCAUACUUGGGGGUCCAGUACAAUACAGAUGGAUGUAUCCAUUUGAGAGAUAUCUUGGCAAGUUCAAGCGGUAUGUUAAGAAUAAAGCCCGCCCAGAAGGGUCAAUAGCCGAAGCCUACAUUCACAUUGAAUGCCUGACAUUUUGCUCAUUGUAUCUCCAAGAUGUUGAGACAAAGUUUACUCGAAUGGACCGCAACAUUGAUGGUGAAUCCGAGAAUAUAGAUGGAAUCAAAAUUUUCAACCAGAAAGUUCGUACCAUUGGUACAGCUACGACGUGGCAAUUAUCAGAUAAACUCCUAACGGAAGCAACCUGGUAUGUCCUCAACAACUGCACGGAGAUUGGACCCUACCUAGAGGAGCAUUAUGAGAAGUGUAAGGUGCACAACCCAAAUAGUAUCGAUCGAACACAUCAAGCCGAAUUUCCAAGUUGGUUGAAGAAACGUGUUCAGGACAAGCAUAUCACCAACCCACGUGAUGUGACCGAUGAUCUAUAUGCAUUAGCUUGCGGUCCUGAAAGAUGGGUUGCAUCCUAUACUGCUUGCAUUAUACAUGGCAAAAGGUUCCAUACGAAACAACGUAAACUUCGGCGGCGUACACAAAAUUCAGGGGUGUUGGUAACUGGGGAUGAAAAUACUAAUAAUGUAGACUUCUACGGUGUUAUUAAUGAGAUCGUGGAGUUACACUACAUGGGGUGGCGUCGAGUGUACUUGUUCAUGUGUGAUUGGUUUGACGUUGGUGAUCCAAGACGAGGGGUACGAGUUGAUAACCAUAUGACUAGUAUCAACAUGGAUAGGACUUGGUAUAAGGAUGAACCAUUUGUGUUGGCAUGUCAGGCUUCCCAGUGUUUUUACAUCAGAGACAUAAGGACAAAAGGAAGAUGGUUUGUGGUGCAAAAGUUCACGAACAGGAACGUAUAUGACAUUCCAUCGGUGCCAAGAGUGUCAGAAGAUAUUGAUGGUUCAUCAAGUGAUGAUGAUGCAUAUCAAGAAACUGAGGAGUCAUAUGAUUAUGCACCAUUGCAGUGUGAUGCAUGUCCAAUGUCAACUCCACUUAAUAGGAAUGAUAUAGAACCUAUCUUGAUUGAUGCACGAGAAGUGACAAGUUCGGCUGGUCAAAACGUAAAUGAGGAUCCCUUUAUUGACGAUGGCAUAAUUGAUUCUGGUUCAGGAGAUGCCUCUGGUGAUGGAGAAAAUUCAGAUGAGGAGGAGCUUUCCACAGAUGAAGAGUCUCUAUCAACCUAGACAACCUGCUAAAAUCGUUGGGGCACUUCAAUUAU
Molecule: messenger RNA, 2074 nt
Organism: Carya illinoinensis
Lineage: Eukaryota; Viridiplantae; Streptophyta; Magnoliopsida; Fagales; Juglandaceae
Exons: 3
Coding region: 15-2039 (674 amino acids)
Source: RefSeq, a predicted model, not a curated record